AUGGACGAAGACGUCGCUACGCUGCAGUUAGACGCCACAGUUGGACGAUUCGGUAAAAAGAAGAUCGUCUACGGCGUUACUCGCAAUGAUGCAUGGAAUUAUAUAAAAGCACCGCCUUAUUUGCGGGAAAUCAGAGUGUCGGAGACAGCAUUUUUGAAAGUGUUUUUUCUGCAGAUAUCGGCAAUAGUUAAUCUUUUUACAAAGACAUCAAUGCCAGUCAUCUGUGAGAGCCUGGACGGAAUCCAAGAAUGCCGAGGGUUGCGGAUGAAAAGAGUCAAGAAGAGCAAAGAAUAUUCACCAAUACAUCAUCCUAUCAAUUAA
Messenger RNA from Gongylonema pulchrum, 321 nucleotides. The record is from the annotation of a GenBank genome assembly. Lineage: Eukaryota; Metazoa; Nematoda; Chromadorea; Rhabditida; Gongylonematidae.